AUGGACAAUCGCUUCCAGGUCGAAUACACUUGCAGAGAAGUGAUGGCCUUUCCGGUGGCUAUUUACCCGGUGAUAGAGGACUUCAUCGUUUUCAUAAAUGCUAGCCCUGUUGACGUUUCGUCUGCUUCCUACGAAAAUGAAAUCAAGACUGAACAUCGCCUUGGACCUUAUCAUUUCUUUGAGGGCCCGCGAGAAGAUGCGCUUUCUUCUUUUCACGACCUAGACAGUAACGACAAUCACCUUCCGGCGCAAAGCCUCGAUCUGAGGGAAGAAUUUGGAAUUAUUGUCAUUAUGCCUUCUGACUUCGUCAGGCCAGGUUUAAAUACAACGCCCUAUGAUGCCUACAAUUUAGACGAAGAGGAAGACAGUAUUUUUACGAACUUCGCGUUGAACGGAAAUGUCUUGAACGGAUUGGCUAGUAACGCAUUUGCGAUUGAACUGCUGGACCCCGAAAAGUUUACGGCCAAUAUUAGUGAUGGGUUACAAUUCCUUGAGGAAAUCUACGGGCGGCUGUACGGCUCAAACGAAGAGGAGCAGGUUUUGUGA
Messenger RNA from Trichoderma virens Gv29-8, 546 nucleotides. RefSeq lists its product as uncharacterized. Lineage: Eukaryota; Fungi; Ascomycota; Sordariomycetes; Hypocreales; Hypocreaceae. The transcript has a single exon. Bases 1 to 546 code for a protein of 181 amino acids. The record is from RefSeq and is a predicted model, not a curated record.